Protopolystoma xenopodis is the source of this 513-nucleotide messenger RNA. Lineage: Eukaryota; Metazoa; Platyhelminthes; Monogenea; Polystomatidea; Polystomatidae. The record is from the annotation of a GenBank genome assembly.
CCGCUUCACUCUCGAUGCGUUUGCCAGCUACAAUUGACAAACCCGACAACCCGGCCUCUUACUUAUAAUUGCUGUCUAUUAGGCGUUGAUGCCAAUCACUUUAAAUGCUUCUUUGCUAGUGGCCGUGAGGCCGUCAUGAGUACCGACGAGAAGCAUAACCCCUCUCCUCCGAAUCUUUCAUCAAGCCGGUUUAUGCCUCAACCAAAGCAGAGACUGGAUACGAACUGUGAAGCGACUCGUUCUACUGGAAGCCUUAUUUAUAGCAUAAGGAGUGAGGUAUCUGGUAGUAAUUCGAUAUUUAAUAUUGGCGAAGGAAAAAUGGAUGGCGGAGCCCAAUCGAUCUUCAACGAGUUUGUGAUCCCACCCAGAACAUCAUCGAUAAUUCGUCUCCAAUUCAAGUCCCGCUUUCUCCGACAAAGUGAGGCAACACUUUUGGUUGUUGGAAAAAGAGUCGCAUCAGCCCAAGGUGUUACUUUGGUCUUCCAGCUCGUUGGCAAGGUGACAGGUUGCUGA